Molecule: messenger RNA, 1335 nt
Organism: Stylonychia lemnae
Lineage: Eukaryota; Ciliophora; Spirotrichea; Sporadotrichida; Oxytrichidae
Source: the annotation of a GenBank genome assembly
AUGACAGAGCAGAAAUAGAAUUCGACUCAUUUGAAUUUGCCUUAGCAAUAAAACUUGAUAAUCAUUCCCAGAAAAUCUAAUUAAUUCAGAGGAGUUAGUUAAAUAUACAAUUAAAAGUAGACCCCUGAGCAGGAGUUUCAGGCCAGAUUCAAAGGUAAAACUUCUUUGAUGAGCAAAGAAGGGCAUCUAGGAAUUGUGCAAAAUACUUUGAAGCCUAUAAAUAAGGAAAUGGAAGUAACUCCGUAAAAGAGAUCAGAUUAUUUAAAUCAUUCUUCGAGCACAUAAGAAUUUCUAGGCCAAAAGAUGAACUAGUCAGUUGACUUUAACACUAUCGGCUAUACGUAAGAGAAGGAAGGUCUGAAAAAUGGAGCAGAUUUUGCAAAAAGGCACAAACGUAACUAGUAGAGUUCUAUUCCUACAAGCUCAACUAUGAUAUCCGCCUUGGAUUGCAGGAAAUAAGCUGUCCAUCCAUUCAAAAUGUUGUUGGCACUCAUAGCAUACCUGCAAGUAGGUUUGAAUAGGUCAGACAUAGCUUCUAAGGACACAGAGAAUUCAGUAAGAUUUACCUCAUUAACAUCAAUAGGUGCUGGACAAGGACCUAUUUAUUAAAGAGCUGUUUCAAAUUAAAUAAACAUCAAUGGUUCACCAGCUUUACUUGUUCCUAUGACAUUCACUAACUAGCAGAAUUAAUAAGUGCCAGCUUCAUCAUUUUAUUCACACAUGCCUUUUGGGUUGCAAUCAGGCUAUUCAAAUGUAUUCUAAAUUUAAAGCAUCCCUCUUCAAUAACUAUCCCCAAUUCAAAAUUACUCCUAAGCAUAAGUGAAAUCGGGCAACUAAGAUACUUCAGGCUACGGUACAUCUUUCACAGCGAAUUUCACUAAAGCACCUCACCAAAUGUAGAAUGGUAACUAUGCUCUUAAUUCCUCAAUUAACCAAAGUAUGUAUCAUGAUUAAGGUGGAUUACCUAUGAUCAGUUCCUAGGGCACCUAGGGGAUAUCAAGAUCAUCUUUUAGAUCAAUUUAACAUUAAUAGUAGCAGACCAGUUACAUGUAAUCGAUAAGCAGUGGGGCAUCUAAAUAUUAAGAAUUCGUAAAUUAGAUCAAUAAACAAAAGCUUGAUCAAAUUAACAAAACUAAUGCAACCCUUAACGAGUCAUAGCAAAUUCAAUAUCUAUCUCCCUUAAAACAGUAUCCUAAGGUGUAUGAGAAUAGUGUUUAUGAUAACACUCCAUUAAGUCACUAACUGUAGAGAAAAACGAGAAGAGCACUUAAGCUGGCUAAAAGUACAGAGGUAUCUUCUUUUAAAAGAGGGUAACAACAAUAAGUACCGAUCUGA